Messenger RNA from Vitrella brassicaformis, 1714 nucleotides. Lineage: Eukaryota; Vitrellaceae. The record is from the annotation of a GenBank genome assembly.
UUCGACGUGAGAAGUAAGGAUCACAAGGAAAUGGGUGCUAAUGUGAGCAGAAGAAGCAACGACGAGGACUGGCCAUCGAUCCGUGGCCAGCAGCCGGACUUCAUUCAUCGAGAAGAGCGGGACAGGCUACACAAGCUCAAGGACUUGGGCGUCCUCAGAUCCACCGCCCUCUUCCUAUCGCAUGUCGACUUCGAGACCGACGUGCUGCGCCACCGCCUCACCCGCGCUCUGCACGACACGACACUCGCUGACGGGACGCGGCUGGACACGGUGCUGACGUUCGAUGAUGCGCAGCUGGAGGACCAGCUGCUGCUCCAGGUACACAUUUGAGAGGAGGAAAGAGGCGAGUUCAUUCAUGGGUCCAUUGACGUGUCGGUCCAUCUACCAGGCCAUGUACUUGGUUGAGGAUCAGAGUUGGGACGAGGUGGCCGACGCACUGCGGCUGGCGAGCCAGCUCAGCUACUGUGAGCUGCCCGUCAACAUCACACAGCAAGAUCUCGAGAAGCACCAUAGCAAAGAGGUGAGCAUGAUGGGUAGGUAAACGGCGAUGGGGUCGGUGAGGGCCGGCCUUCAUCUGUCCAUUUGUUCUGAUAUGUGUCAGACAUAUUUGGCUGACCCUCGUGUCGUGGCGUUGUGGAAGAUGGUCGGGCGGCACGUCAACUUUGGUGGCGAGUUGGGGCGUUUCGAGUUGUUCACUCACGGCAAUGGCGCGCUGCGGGCCAUCAAGGAGGAGGAGGACUUCACCGUCGAUCUGACUCCCCUUUCCCCACACCAUCAGUUCCAGCAACACGCCAACCCCCAGGACCCUCCCACCCGUCACCGCAUCUAUGUCGAUGGCAACGGCAACUGGGAGGCGGGGGCUCAUGGCCUAUUCACCGACGACUCGUUCUCGACGCUUCUCAUGGGAAUCAUUCUCGUGCCGACCUUUGGCGACAUGAGGAGGACCACUAAAGUCGUCUCCCGGUCAGUCAGUCAGUCAGUUAGUCGAGAUGGGGCUAUUCUGUUGUGUCAUGUACUCUCCGUGAUUGACCUAUGUGUGUGUGUGUGUGCGUGUCUGCAGCGAUGCUCGCGGCGGCGUGUUGGCGCAUCUGCUCAAUCAGCCGCCCAAUCAGGCGGCGGGAGGGACCACGUCCGUCCUGACGUACACCCACGACGACACACCCAUGAAGCUCCUGCUGGUGACGCCCUUCGACUGCCCAUUUAUCGCAUUCGUCAUCAUCACUGCAUUCGCCCCUCCAAAUGGUAUCACUGCAUUCGCCCCUCAAAAUGGUAUGUUCCACGAUUGUGGUUAGCCCAGACAGACAUACACACCUCUUUUCUCAUGUCAUGUGUCCCGUCUUGUCUGUCUGUAGUGCAAGUGUCGGUGUCUACGACCGAGACGCCUGCAGCGGGGGUGGCUGAGAAUGCGCCCUUCAAGCAACGCUUCCCCCGCACCACCGCCCUGGCGCGCCCCGUCCUAGGUCCCAUAGCGCCCAUCGUAUUCGACGGAGAAGACCCCAACCAGGAUGCUUGAUGGUGCCUUGCCUGGUCUUACAGAUGGCUGGUUGUCUGCGUGUCUGGUUGUGCGUCUGUCUGCCCCGAGGCUGCCUGUGUGUGUUGUUGAUACUUGGUUAGACGUGUGGAUGGGACUCCCUGCGUGCUUCGUGACGUCUAUGUACAUCUUUUGCUGCUGGACGAGAAAAUUCUUUUGUUGCGCCCUCAUGCAAUGCAAUGC